CCAAACUCUAUUAUCAUGCCAUUAGGGUUUCAGCACUCAUCCUUUUCUAUGCCUACCUUUUUCUUGCCUGCAUGAGCCACUUAUGUAGCCUCUUAACAGUGCUCCUCUGAUCAACACUAAGAUCCUUAGGGGCUAAGAAACUCUCUCCAACCAUCUCUUCCCCCAACCCUACCAUAUAUAAAUCAAAGACACCAUGGAACAAAGGAAAUAGAUAUCCUUUUCCCCUCCACAUCUCUUCUUCUCUUGCUAUCUCUUUCUCUCUGUAUCCUCCCCUUUCCUCUCACUCUGUCAAUUGGUGGAUGUGCGAAACUGGACCUUCUCUUGUCUCCUAUCAUCUUUAAGAAAGAAUUAUUAGAAGAAAGAAGAAGAAGAAGAAGAAGUAAGCAUGGAUUUUUCCUCUGCUCCGGUCUAUAUGGAUCCACCCAACUGGAACCAGCAACGACAGCUUCAGCUUCCAGCCGCUGCCGGUGGAGGCGGUGAGGCUCCUUUGCUCCCUCCGGGGCUGGCAGGACCGCCGCCGGAAGCUGGUGCAGCAGCUGCAGGCUCAUCCAGGCCUCUCUCCAUGACGGAACGAGCACGCGUGGCGAAGAUCGUCCAGCUGCCCGAGCAUCCGCUCAAGUGCCCGCGGUGCGACUCCACCAACACCAAGUUCUGCUACUUCAACAAUUACUCCCUCUCGCAGCCCCGCCACUUCUGCAAGACCUGUCGACGCUACUGGACCCGAGGCGGCGCUCUCCGAAACGUUCCUGUGGGGGGGGGCUGCCGCCGCAACAAGCGGAAUAAGUCUUCCGGGAGCUCCUCGAAAUCGACUGCCACCGCCUCCACAGCCGACCGUCAGGAUGGCACCUCAUCCUCGUCGUGCAUGGCCACCGGUGCCGGCGGUGCUAUCCCACCAAGCAUACCCCAGCCGGGCCAGUUGCCCUUCUUGGCCUCCAUGCACGGUCUGGCCGACUAUGACGCCUCAAAUCUGGGCCUCAACUUUCCAGGACUUCCUCCCAUGGACGCACCUGACUACCACGUGGGAAGUAAUUCGAGCGUCGGCAUCGAGCAGUGGAGGCUGCCGCAGAUCCAGCAAUUGCAUCUUCUGGGAGGAUCGGAGCCACCACAGCCGCCUGCGGUGCAACUGAUGCCAGGGCUGUUCCAUGUCAACAGAGAAGGCGAGAGGGAUAGCACCGCAGGCCGAGUCUUUCCGAAGCUUUCAGGCUCUUCACUGAUCACGCAGCUGUCACCGGUGAAGAUGGAAGACAACCCUCAGAGUCUCAACCUGCCAAGGCACUAUUUAGGUCUUCCGGGAAACGAGCAAUACUGGAAUUGGUGGUGACAGGGGUGGCAUGCGACAGCAGUGGAGAUUGGGCCACAGAUCUUUCAGCUUUCAACUCUUCCUCACCAGGCAACGUCUUGUAAUUUCCAGUCCAUGGCUCGACUCCUUCGCUCUACCCAUAAGCCUUGGAAGCUCAAAUCUUGCCAUUGCGCUUGGUUAGUCUCCCAUCUUCUCUUCAUGAUCAAAAUGAAAGAACUCAGAGAGUGGCUGCAUGCUGAAGAACAUGUUUAACUGUAGGAUAGUGUAUCCUUUUGAAUCUACUCUGUGCUUCUUCUUUCCUCCCUUGUUUCUCGCCAUUUCAAGAUGGUGGUGUCUCUGACACGAGCUUGCAACCACAGUAAUGCGCUUGAUUGGCUCGGGUGGAAAUCUACUCGCAUCAUUACUGUCAGACCUGCCAUCUGAUAGAGAUUGUUCUUUUGCUUUGUUCAUCAAUCCUGACCACAUCUAGCAAUUACAGCCUUGUUCUUA
Molecule: messenger RNA, 1789 nt
Organism: Musa acuminata AAA Group (dessert banana)
Lineage: Eukaryota; Viridiplantae; Streptophyta; Magnoliopsida; Zingiberales; Musaceae
Product: dof zinc finger protein DOF3.6-like
Exons: 2
Coding region: 386-1321 (311 amino acids)
Biological process (GO): regulation of DNA-templated transcription
Molecular function (GO): DNA-binding transcription factor activity; DNA binding
Source: RefSeq, a predicted model, not a curated record